UUUGACCAGAAUCGUUAAACUCAGACUCGGAUGUCCGUUGAGUGACUCGUUCCAUCCGAACGAGUGGAGGCGUCCUUUCCCGGCAAAUUCCCAGGCUACCCGCUUUCUGUUUAUUAGUAUAAGUUGUUUCAACUCGGACAUGGGGUUACGUUUCCAACAAGACAUUGGCCUUCGUGUUUGAGUGGCGUGUUCAAUCCAAACACCGGAAAAGGAAAUAGGAACGAGAAACAUAUUUUGGCAGCAGAAGUAUAUCGCGGGAAGAGGAUGCGGAGCGUACUCUGCUGCUCCUUGCUCAGGGAAUUCGUGGGGAAUAUGUGGAAGCUCUGCUUCGACGGAGCUUCUGCUGCUGUCUGCUUGCUUCUGUACGCGACUCUUGCCGCCUUCUUCGUGCUAGUUGGCGGGACGCUUGGGGUGAUAGUCGGAUCUCUAACUGGGUUAAGAACCGAAAGCAGGUUCCUACACCGAGCGGCAAUUGGGACCGUGGUUGGUGUUCUCUUCUCGUUCGAGCUCCUCAAGCUUUCCAUUGCUUUCCUCCUCCCUGAGGGCAAUGGAUUCUGCAUAUUCGGCCGCUUGUUUGACUCUGCAACUGUUCGCAUUGCUCAAAAACUAGUUCGAGAAUGGUACACUGUCCGUGAGCUCCCAACCCUUGCAGUCAAUGACAGUAAUGUUACCUCAGAUGUUUCGAACAAACUUGUUAGAGCACCAAAAAAUUCAGAUAAGAUUGUGAAGACAAGAAUAGCAAGAGACGACUUGAUCGAUUCUUCGGGGAACAGAGUCUGCUGUCCCAUUUGCCUUCAGGAUUUCGAGUUCAGGCAAGUGGCCCGAAAGCUCCCUUGCUGCCACCACUUGUUUCAUCAACCAUGCAUCGAUAAGUGGCUCCGUGGACAUAAUUCUUGCCCACUAUGCAGAAGCAUAGUUAAACAGAGGAAGCACAGUCGGGUCCAGAAUCUAGCACGGUAGCAUAGAAACAGUUCAUUCUUUGAAGGCAAUUGUGAACAUAAUCACGAUGCUUUGUAGAGAACAUUCCUAGCAGGCAAAAGUGCUUGGAAGAAAUUUGUUUCCCAGUCCCAUAAAGAAAUUAUAAUACAACAACAAUUAUUUCGAUAAA
This is a messenger RNA of Punica granatum (pomegranate), 1108 nucleotides long. The record is from RefSeq and is a predicted model, not a curated record. NCBI's taxonomy places the organism in Eukaryota, Viridiplantae, Streptophyta, Magnoliopsida, Myrtales, Lythraceae.